CCUCCAACUCCAACCCUCUGUAAAGAUGCACACCAGUUCAGACCAGUCCCUAACCCGCUCCCUCACACCAAACCUCCACUUUCCAUCCAGCUGUGGUCCAAGUGGACAGGCGCAUGUCCAGUCCUCCCUGUCCCUCCCCGAGCCUGAGGCCUGGAGGAAGCCCAGCCCCGCUGCCCGUCAUGGCCUGGCACAAGGAGCCCGCUCCUGCUCACUGCAGGUCCCUAACGCCUCCUCGGAGUACCUGGGGCUGCCCCCUCGAGCAGCCAGCUUUGACGUGCCCUGUUGUCAGGAUGAGGUCUCGUCAGAUCAGGGUUCAGGGUCUCUGAGUCCGCAUGGUGGGCUGCGGCGGAGAGGGGGAUUGGUGGAGCAGAAGGACAUCAUCAUGGCUCACCAGGCUCACAAAAUCCAGAGCACACCGCAAGCCCGCAGGAAGGAGUGGGAAAUGGCUCGGUUUGGAGACGAGUCCGCUCCCACCACGGUGGACUCCGGGGAUGGGGACGUGGAGCACGGCGGGGACUCGCAGGACGCGGUUGCGGCGGGACUGACUGCCUCUAUGAAACAAGCGAAGGCGCAGCGGGCCCGGACCAUGGCUCUGUACAACCCCGUCCCCCACCGGCAGAACUGCCUCACCAUCAACAGGUCGCUCUUCAUAUUCGCAGAGGACAACAUCAUUAGGAAAUACGCACGGAGAAUCAUUGAGUGGCCACCAUUUGAGUACAUGAUCCUUGCCACCAUCACCGCCAACUGUGUCGUCCUGGCCUUGGAGCAGCACCUCCCUGGAGAGGAUAAGACCCCCAUGGCAAAGAGACUGGAGAAGACAGAGCCUUACUUCAUUGGGAUCUUCUGCUUUGAGGCGGGGAUCAAGCUUGUGGCUCUUGGUUUUGUUUUCCAUAAAGGCUCAUACCUGAGGAACGGCUGGAAUGUCAUGGACUUCAUAGUCGUUCUCAGCGGGAUCUUGGCCACUGCUGGUGCGCACAUGAACAUCCCAGUUGACCUUCGUACUCUAAGGGCGGUGCGAGUGCUGAGACCUCUCAAACUCGUAUCUGGGAUCCCCAGCCUGCAGAUUGUGCUGAAGUCCAUCAUGAAGGCCAUGAUCCCGCUGCUCCAGAUCGGCCUCCUUUUGUUCUUCGCCAUCCUCAUGUUCGCCAUCAUUGGCCUGGAGUUCUACAGCGGGAAACUUCAUCAUACCUGCUUGCCAUCUUAUGACAUCCUCGACAAUGAGACUGUGGACUCGUCAGAGUUGGCAUUUGCCUGUGGGGUGAGGAAGUGUCCAGAGAAUUAUGACUGCAACGACACCUGGAUCGGACCCAACGAUGGCAUCACGCAGUUCGACAACAUCUUGUUUGCUGUACUCACCGUUUUCCAGUGUAUAACCAUGGAGGGAUGGACGGCUGUUCUGUACAAUACAAACGAUGCCUUGGGUCCCACAUGGAACUGGAUUUACUUCAUCCCUCUCAUCAUUAUCGGCUCGUUCUUUGUGUUGAACUUGGUUUUGGGUGUGCUGUCUGGAGAGUUUGCUAAGGAGAGGGAGCGGGUGGAGAACAGGCGCGCCUUCAUGAAGCUUCGCCGCCAGCAACAGGUGGAGCGAGAACUGAACGGCUACCGAGCCUGGAUAGACAGGGCAGAGGAGGUGAUGCUGGCAGAGGAGAAUAAAAGCUCAGGGAGAUCGCCGUUAGAUGUGCUAAAGAGAGCGAGUAAGAAGACGGGAGCACGGAGAGGAGCCCCCGGGGACCCAAAGGUUACAGACACGUCUACUGCCAGUAUGUCUCGAUCCAGGAUGAACUUCCGCAGCGGCCGACGCGGCCCCGCUGCCUACCUGCGGCGUAAAGAGCGAAUGUUACGCAUCUCCAUCCGCCGCAUGGUGAAGACCGACACUUUCUACCUGAUGGUGCUCAGUCUUGUGGCUCUCAACACCAUCUGUGUGGCCAUUGUCCACCACAACCAGCCCAACUGGCUGACCAUCUUCCUCUACUAUGCAGAGUUUGUUUUCCUGGGGCUGUUUUUGGCUGAGAUGUUUUUGAAAAUGUAUGGUCUGGGUUUUCGGCUCUACUUUCACUCAUCUUUUAACUGCUUCGACUGUGGGGUCAUUGUAGGCAGCAUCUUUGAGGUAGUUUGGGGUUUCUUCAGGCCUGGCAUGUCGUUUGGGAUCAGUGUACUGAGGGCGCUGAGACUCCUGAGAAUUUUCAAGAUCACAAAAUACUGGGCAUCUCUCAGGAACUUGGUUGUGUCCCUCAUGAGCUCCAUGAAGUCCAUCAUCAGCCUGCUGUUUCUUCUCUUCCUCUUCAUCGUUGUGUUCGCUCUACUCGGGAUGCAGCUUUUUGGAGGAAGGUUCAUCUUUGAAGAUUACACUCCCACCAACUUUGACACAUUUCCAGCUGCCAUCAUGACAGUGUUUCAGAUUUUGACCGGCGAGGACUGGAAUGAGGUGAUGUAUAAUGGGAUCCGAUCCCAGGGUGGAGUGCAGUAUGGCAUGUGGUCGUCCAUCUACUUCAUAGUGCUCACCCUGUUUGGAAACUACACCCUGCUGAACGUCUUCUUGGCCAUCGCUGUAGAUAACCUCGCCAACGCACAGGAACUGACAAAGGAUGAAGAGGAGGAGGAAGCGUUUUUCAACCAGAGAUAUGCCAGAGGCAGAGACGGCCUGAUAUCUGAUGGGAGGAGAAGACCCUACCUAUACAGGAAACGAGCUAUCCAUCGAGGCCGGCCAAACUUCCCAGAGGAGGCUGAGGGUCCUCCAGGAGCCGCCGAUGAACAGCCCCUCAAUGGAGCAAAACCUUUUUCCAACCGUCGUGAUAGGAGGAGGAAGGUCAACAUGUCUGUGUGGGAGCAGAGAGCCAACCAGCUACGCAAACGUCGCCAGAUGGCGAGCAGAGAGGAGCUGUUUAGCAGCCCUACAGAGGAAACCGCUGAAACCCCUACCAUCGCCCACAACACCAACACCAUCUCCGAUGAGGCCAGCCCUGCUCACCUGCCUGAAUCCCCCAUGUCUGUGGGGAUGCCCCUCCCGGAGCCCCCCAUGUCCAUCUCCAUCCCCAUGCCGGAGCCUCCAACAGCUGAGCCUCUGGUCAACCUGAGCGAGGAGAAAACAGGAGGAGGAAACCACCGAGCUGCAGGCGGGGGCAGACACAGGAUGGGCCGCAAGUUCAGACCCAGUCAGGGGCCAGAGGAAGGGGCACGACACAGACGACACCGUCACAGAGAAGCUCGACCAGAAGCAAAGAGUCUGGACUGUUCUCAGACACCACAUGAGGUGCUUCAAGUGAGACGGUCGCUCAGCCAGGAGAGGAAGAUACUGGAUGAGAGGGAGGAGAAGGAGGAAAAGGAGGAGGCAGAAGGAGGGUUGGCCCAAGAUGACUGUGGAACAACUAUCAUCAACCCGUACGCAGAAGUCGGAGAAGACUGUUUCAGAUCUGCUGUACCUGGUGGCGACAUCCCCGACCCUCCUCAGUGUGAACAGCUGCUAGACUGUUCCUGGUCUGAGCAGGGCGAAGGUAGACACUCAGACCAGUACCAGUCCCUUUGCCAGAACAUGCCCGUGGAGUCUGCCCUGGAGGCUACAGAGUACACUGUGAGGACCAUCGAGUCAGAGAGCCGCCCCGUCUCCAUCAAACGAAACAAGUCCAACCUGGAGGGAAGUGUGGCCAUUGAAAUGUCUGCACAGCCUCUGCUGGAACUCACCCCCAUGACAGUGAACAAUAAAGAGUUGGAGGCAUACAACUCCGACCAGGACGACGACGACGACGACGACGACGAAACAGACGAAGAGGAGGAGGAGGAACCUCCACUUCCUCCCAAACAUGUAGCGCCAGACAGCAUGUUCAUCUUCAAAGCCUCCAACCCUAUCAGGAGGAUAUGUCACUAUGUGGUCACGAUGCGUUACUUUGAGAUGACCAUCCUACUCGUGAUUGUGGCGAGCAGCAUCGCACUGGCUGCUGAGGACCCUGUGUGCACCAAUUCAGACAGAAACAAGGUCCUUCGUUAUUUUGAUUAUGUCUUCACUGGAGUUUUUACCUUUGAAAUGAUCAUCAAGAUGAUAGACCAGGGUCUCAUUCUGCACGACGGCUCUUAUUUCCGAGACAUGUGGAACAUCCUGGACUUCAUCGUGGUGGUGGGAGCUCUCAUUGCCUUUGCUCUAACAAACAACAAAGGCAGAGACAUCAAAACUAUCAAGUCGCUCAGAGUUUUGAGAGUUCUGCGGCCUCUAAAAACCAUCAAGAGGCUUCCCAAACUAAAGGCGGUCUUUGACUGUGUGGUCACAUCUCUGAAGAACGUCUUUAAUAUCCUCAUCGUGUACCAGCUCUUCAUGUUCAUCUUUGCUGUCAUUGCUGUGCAGCUCUUCAAAGGGAAAUUCUUCUACUGCACCGACAGCUCCAUGAACUCAGAGAAGGAGUGCCAAGGCUACUACAUCGACUACACCCGAGACAAGAAGGAGGUGAAGAGACGAGAGUGGAGGAGACACGAGUUUCACUAUGACAAUGUCUGCUGGGCGCUCCUCACACUUUUCACUGUCUCAACCGGAGAGGGAUGGCCUCAGGUCCUGCAGCACUCCACUGAUGUUACAGAGGAGAACAUGGGGCCGAGUCGAGGGAACCGAAUGGAGAUGUCAGUUUUCUACGUGGUCUACUUCGUGGUCUUCCCUUUCUUCUUUGUCAACAUCUUCGUUGCUUUAAUCAUCAUCACCUUCCAGGAGCAGGGCGAUAAGAUGAUUCAGGAGUGCAGCCUGGAGAAGAACGAGAGGGCUUGCAUUGACUUUGCCAUCAGCGCCAAGCCGAUGACCCGCUACAUGCCUCAGAACAGACAGACCUUUCAGUACAGACUGUGGCACUUUGUGGCUUCGCCUUCUUUCGAGUACACAGUGCUCGUCAUGAUUGCUCUCAACACUGUGGUCCUCAUGAUGAAGUACCACUCGGCUCCAACAGCCUACGACAUGGUUCUCAAACACCUCAACUCGGCCUUCACUGUCCUGUUCUCCUUGGAGUGCAUCCUAAAAAUCAUGGCAUUUGGUUUAGUGAACUACUUUCGAGAUACUUGGAAUAUUUUCGAUUUCAUCACUGUGCUUGGCAGCAUCACUGAGAUAAUUGUGGAUUUACAGUCGGUGAACACCAUCAACAUGAGUUUUCUGAAGCUUUUCCGGGCAGCCAGGUUGAUCAAGCUGCUGAGACAGGGGUACACCAUCCGGAUUCUGCUCUGGACUUUUGUACAAUCUUUCAAGGCUCUGCCUUAUGUCUGUCUUCUCAUUGCAAUGCUUUUCUUUAUAUACGCCAUCAUUGGAAUGCAGGUGUUUGGAAACAUCAAGCUCAAUGAUGAAAGUCACAUCAACCAGCACAACAACUUUAAGACCUUUUUCAGUGCACUGAUGCUGCUCUUCAGGAGUGCAACAGGGGAAUCCUGGCAGGAAAUCAUGCUUUCAUGUCUGUCGGGUCAGGAGUGUGAACCGGACUCCUCCAUUGCCCCCCUCACCAUGUCUCCAGACCACGAGGGAGGCUGUGGGACAGACUUUGCUUACUGCUACUUUGUCUCAUUCAUCUUCUUCAGCUCUUUCCUGAUGUUGAAUCUGUUUGUGGCUGUGAUCAUGGAUAACUUUGAGUACCUCACAAGAGAUUCUUCAAUCCUGGGUCCGCAUCACCUGGAUGAGUUUGUCCGCAUCUGGGGGGAGUAUGAUCGUCUGGCAUGUGGUCGUAUCCACUACACAGCCAUGUACGAGAUGUUAACACACAUGUCGCCACCCCUGGGCUUGGGCAAGAAAUGUCCAGCAAAGAUUGCCUAUAAGAGGUUGGUGUUGAUGAACAUGCCUGUGGAUGAGGACAUGACGGUCCACUUCACCUCCACCCUGAUGUCACUCAUCCGCACAGCUUUGGAGGUCAAAAUAGCUCGAGGUGGAGAGGACCGUCUCGCUCUGGAUGCCGAACUCCAAAAAGAGAUCAGUAUCAUCUGGCCUUAUCUGCCCCAGAAGAAUUUGGAUCUACUGGUACCUAUCAACAAAGAUACAGACAUGACGGUGGGGAAGAUCUACGCUUCGAUGAUGAUAAUGGACUACUUCAAACAGAACAAAGCCAAGAAGCUCAGGCAACAACUCGAAGCUCAGAAGAGUAGCUUAAUGUUCAAGCGUCUGGAUGCGUCCACCCUCCCGGAGGACAUUCUGUCCAACAGCCAGACGCUGCCGAUGAUGGCCCACAGUGCCGGCUCAGCCCUGACCAGAGGAGGUUUUGUUGCUUUGAGCCCUAUCUCACCACAGGAACUUUUCAUGCAGCCCAUUAGCUCAGACGUGGAUGUUAGUCAACAGCAGAAUCUGGUGGGCGAGUGCAGUUUGGGGAUUGAAUCCCAACUGGAGGUUCCGCUAGGGAGGGGCCUGUGUGUGCGGGCCUCUUCCAUGCCCCGUCUGGCUAUAGAUUUGCAGCAGUCAGAGGUUGCAGGCGGCUCCAUGAAGCGCUCGGUCUCCACUGUUGCCGAUCAGCGGGUGAACGGUCUUUGGCAAGACGAGAAGAGUCCGGAGCGAAUUUAUCGACCUCGCCACAAAAGCUACAAGGCUGCUGUUUCUCGUUCUGAGCACUGGCAGAAGGGAGACAGGGAGCGUGGCAGGUCUAAGGAGCGCUGCCAUCUCCUCUCUCCUGGUGCCUCUCGCUGUAACUCAGAGGAAAGGAACUUGCAGCCCUCGAGAUCCUCUAGUGCGGAGAGAGCACAGCCCCGAGAUAAACAGGGCAACAGCUCGGACAGUCCGGUGCCCUCCACCUCAGAGUCCAGCACUCCCAGCGGCCGAAGACCUUUAUCACAGACCCCAACUCGCUCUCGCCCUCACAUUACCUACUCUCCGCUCGUGAGUCGCAAGCACCCCUCCGUCGGCGAGGACGAGGAUGGACAAGGCAGCCCAGAGACCACGAGGCGGGGCAAGCUCACCUGGGAGACCGAAGAGGGGGUUGCUGAUGAGAUCCGAAGCGAUGAAGGCCACCACCCUUCCCCACCUCGACGCUACCCCUCUGAGCCGUUCCUGGCGUCUCAGGAUGACGACCACAGCCCUGACCCCUCUGGUCACAUGGAGACAUUGACCUUCGAGGCUGCCGUGGCCUGCAGCCUGGGACGAUCAAACACUGUCAGCUCAGCCCGCCCGCGCUUGCGGACCGGCUGGCAGGUCCCCAAUGGACAUUUCCGGAAGCGUUUGGGGCAGACAGCCUCUGUGGGUGGCUGCGAUCCUCUCAGCGACACAGAGGAGGACGACAGGUGCUAGGGACAGGGGGCUCAGCAUGUCGGAAAAAUCCCGGAGAGUUGUGUGAGACGAACCUGUACAACAGAGUACAGAGUCAAAGUUAUUGUGACUCAUUUUGCACCCAUGCUUCGAGGGCAUGCUCCCUCUGGAUGUUUGGUAAAAUGUGAACCCAAAACAAAGAGGAAAGAUCAAUACUUCCUGAAACUGUAGUUGCCAAUUCACACUGAACACUGACAUUGAAGAAGGUCUAGUUCCUGACUUGUACUUGAUGAUAGAGAGUAAUAACACAUCUCAAAUAAUCAUGAGAUGCAGAAAAUUAGCGACUGGAUGAAAUUGUCAUUUGUGUCAAUAGAUAUUUUCAUUUCUGAACAUGUUUCUAAAUGAUUCAGUGUGGCUCUAUCAGUAUUUAUCUGUGGGGUGUGUGAAUAUGUAACUACAUUUUCUCAAAAAUGAUUGUUCUGUAAAUACAUUGUGAUCAUCUAACCAUUGCCGUUGAUAAAACCAGAUCAAUACAACAAGCCAUCUUGAAGAGGCAAUCUGAUAUUUUACCAGACAAUGUGGAUACUAAUAAGUAACACUCAAUAAUGCUGGAUUUUUUUACAGUAUGAAUGAAUGUGCACGGGAAUAAACUGCCUGAUUUUCCCCGUCAUUUUUUUUCCUUUUGGUAUUGAACAUAAUAAGUUGUGAGAUAUGAAUACAGUUAUAGAACAACAUAGAACAGAUGCUUAUUUGUUACUUCACCCUAUAUUAUUGUUAAAUCAUUCCUCCUACAAACCUUUAACAUUUUUGAAUUAUUCUUCAGUACACUCGGUCUAUUUUUUUUCAGUCUACUCCUUUUAAAUCUGAAUUUUUAAACAAACAUAUUUAACAUUUGGUUUUGAGAAAUAGUCGGUGUGUAAAUUCACCAUUAACUGAUAUGAAAAGUAAAAGAUCUCUCAUCUAUUUUCACCUUUAUUCUUCCUUGUGAAUAUAAUGCAUCACUGCAGACGAUGACUGUAGAAACACUGUAGACACAUCAUGACCCGUUUUGCUUCAUUAACAAAUUAACAUUACUCUAUUACUUACUAAUAAUGUACAGAGAAUUUACGCUGUUUGUAACUUUUAGAAGAAAAAAAAUCAACAGUAUCAGCUGAUGAGCUUUAAAGGUAAAGGAAUCUUUGGAAAUGUUCAUUUAAUGUGUUUUUGUUUUAUUUGCCUGAACAAGGACAACUCUGUGAAACUCACUUAACCAAAAAAAAACCAUGCAGAUGUGUAUGAUAAGUUCCUGGAAUGCAAAUACUUUGUGGGUUUUUAUGUGUACAAUAGCUGUAUAUAAAAAUAAAGGUGUCCUCAAGUUGC
Messenger RNA from Labrus mixtus (cuckoo wrasse), 8539 nucleotides. RefSeq names its product voltage-dependent R-type calcium channel subunit alpha-1E-like. NCBI's taxonomy places the organism in Eukaryota, Metazoa, Chordata, Actinopteri, Labriformes, Labridae. The transcript has 47 exons. The coding region runs from base 26 to 7222 and encodes 2398 amino acids. Gene Ontology annotation, cellular component: neuronal cell body; membrane; voltage-gated calcium channel complex. Gene Ontology annotation, molecular function: high voltage-gated calcium channel activity. The record is from RefSeq and is a predicted model, not a curated record. Gene Ontology annotation, biological process: chemical synaptic transmission; calcium ion import across plasma membrane.